ACGAAAUCGGGCUGCCUAAUCGCAUGAAUGCGAAUAAUGCACUGCACGUGAUGCAGGCGCGACCGUAAGCUAGCAGUCUCGGCAGCACGAUGGCAGAAGCAGAAGAUUUGCGCGCGUUGCUAAGCAGGCAGCACUCACGCAUAGACGCGCUGGAGAAGCAGUUAGGGGUGACGCCAGCGGAAGCGGAGGACGUGGAUCUUCCGGCCGCCGAGUAUAACCGCGUCUUCGCCGCGACUGUCGCGUUGCUCAUCUACAACUGCUCGUCGGGGCUGGUCAUAUCGUUUACGGCGGCCGGCGGCAUCGAAGGCAAUUUAUCCCAAUUUGGAUACCUCCUUUGGCCCCUUCCUUGGACCGCGAUAUUCGGCCUCUGUUUCGGAACACUCGACUCGGCGGAAGCUGGGCGGCGUGCCAUCAGACUGCUCCGUCUCUGUUGCGUCGCCCACCUGAUCGUUGUGCCUCUUCUCCACUGGACCUCGGGCCUUCGCGGGCAGGCUCUCUUCGCCAUCUUCCAAUUUUUAAUUAACAUCUUCUAUUUGCCCUGGCUAUGCGGAUCCAUGAUCGAACUGCUCCGGAGGCGGGGGUCGCGGAGGGCCCAGGCAGAGUACUACACCUCGCGCUCUCUCAAGCUUGCGGGCUUCCAGAUAUUGCUCCUGGUGGCUGCCGUCGGCCAAGGCAUCAACCGAAAGGAGACCUACCCGCGGAUUUAUGCCACAUUCGUCUUCAGCGCCUCGAUGUCAUUUGCGUGGAAGUAUAUGAUUGCGAUCUUCGACGUCGCAGCAGUCAACAGGCGCGAGGCUGCCAAGCUGCGACUCUCAUGCAUCCAGGCGACAGCGCUCAUCCUUGUCGGUGCGUUCGUCCUCUCAGGCCUUUGCGGAUACGUCUUAUCCAGCCAGAAAGAGCCGCCAGGGGCUGUGGUAUUAUUGGUUGGUCACGUCAUGCUGGCUACUGGUUUCUCCUCAAUCGUACCCGUGGGUCGCCUCGUCUGGGUCGCGCGGUAUCAUCAUGGGCGCGACGACUCCCCGGCC
Messenger RNA from Pelagomonas calceolata, 1025 nucleotides. The record is from the annotation of a GenBank genome assembly. Lineage: Eukaryota; Pelagophyceae; Pelagomonadales; Pelagomonadaceae.